Panonychus citri (citrus red mite) is the source of this 2805-nucleotide messenger RNA. Its product is annotated as TLC domain-containing protein 2-like. Lineage: Eukaryota; Metazoa; Arthropoda; Arachnida; Trombidiformes; Tetranychidae. Gene Ontology annotation, biological process: plasma membrane organization; phospholipid homeostasis; membrane assembly. Gene Ontology annotation, cellular component: plasma membrane. The transcript has a single exon. The record is from RefSeq and is a predicted model, not a curated record. The coding region runs from base 913 to 1857 and encodes 314 amino acids.
AAGAAAUGAACUUACAUUAAAUGGGAUACGAAUUGGGAGAAAGAGACAUUUACAGUUAUUUUGUUGUUCUCUUUUUAUCUCAAUUUAAAUCUCGAUCUUUAAUCGUAACUGUUUCCUCAAUUCUAUUUGCGUUUUCUCUUGGGUAAAUUGUAAUCAAUUCUCUUUCAAUCUGUGGACCAAUUAAAGACAAUUUAAUAGUUUUAUCCAAAAUCGGAUUAAUCGCAUCUCCAUCUAAUCUUCAUCAUUAUCCUGGUUUCUUUUCCUGGUUUCAUAUUGAUCAUCUCUCUCUUUGUCUGGUGCCUUUUUAGUUAUUCAAUUAAAUUGAUUUAAUCAUCUUCGAGUAAUCGUUUCGAUUACCUUGUUUUCUGGCCUUUAUUUUGAUCAAUUAUCGUCUUUUCCUUUGAAAUGAGUUAUCAUGAUUUUCUAUCAACCUAUUCAUCCUGUUCUCAAUUCUCACUGCUAUCCUUUUAUUUACCUUUUUCAAUCUCUCAUCUAAUUACUAUUAGUAAAUUAUCAUGAUUACUCUUAAUUUUCCUCAUUAUUUUUACCAAUACCAUGAGCUCUUUCCAAUUGCAAUUGAGUAACAAAAUCAACGACACUAAACUAUAUCACUUGAUUAAAUUUCUUCAGCUCUUCUGUUGACCAUCAUUACCAAUUAAUCAAACAUCAUAUUCACAGAAAUACAAUUUCUCACCAAUAUUAUUGAUAUAAUUGCCCAACGAACAGGAUAAUCUCAAAUUAGGAUUAUAUUGUAACACAAAGAUCAUCAUCAUCACUAAGAAAUCAACAAUCUAAAUACCGUCCGAAUCAACAUCAUCCCAAUUGGAUCAACAGUUGAAAUCGAUAUCAAAAAGUCACUUUCAUUGAUCUCUAAUCUAAUCCCGUUUUAAUUGAACGGAUUGUCUCAAGACUAUGGAUCACAUAACAAUCUCACAAUCAUCAGAUUCAAUGAUCUCCAAUAAUAAUAAUAAUCCUUCAUCAGAUGAUCUGAUAAACCGAUCAACUCUAAAUUCUGGUUCAAAUUAUUCACAUGAAUUCGGUUCGCCCGUUUGGUUAAUCUAUGGUUAUAUUGUCGCCAUUGGAACUUUUUUCGCUUUCUAUGGAAUCGAAAAUACUCUUGAUGUUUAUCGUGAUCCCAUAGAAUCAUCACUCGCCUCAAAGCAGAAUAAUAAAUCAAUUCGACGCCGAUGGAAUUGGCGUAAAUUUAACAAUACAGUUAUCUCGCUAAUCCAUGCAACCCUUUGUUCAAUUGGUUUGGUUAUUUCUCUUAUUCUUUAUCCAUCUCUUCAAAAUGAUCUGGUCUUUGAAAGUCACUUAAUCCCCUACCUGGUGAUCUGUUUCUCGACGGGUUAUUUUGUGAAAGAUUUCCUAACCAAUCUACUUCGUCGACACGAGUUUGCCCGAAAUUGGACUGAAUCGUCAGAGAUUUUACUUCACCAUGUAGUCUGUGUCCUCGACAUGUCCAUCUCGAUUAACAAGCGACAUUACACCGGAGGUCUAAUGUUCGCCCUUCUCGCAGAAUUGAACAAUACCUUCUUACAUACUCGAUCUCUUCUUCUAAUGGGAAUCGGAAUACCUCAAGAUGGACCUUUGUUUCGAGCGGUUUCUCACCUCAAUCUAAUUACCAACCUAAUUUUCCGAUGUUUGCCUAACUUUUUUCUCGCCUAUCGUUUUGUUUUAGGCUCACCAACCGGAGAUCCAAAACUCGACUCAUUAGUCCCUAAAUUUGAUUUAUCGCUAAUUACAUUUUCACUUCUUCUCCUAAUGGUCUACCAAAGUGUAAUGUUUUUCCGAAUCUGUACUCGAGAUUUUAAAAGGUCAAAAGCGGCAAAAGUUUCUCAGUCCAAGAAAGAUUGACCUCUUGGUUCCUCAACACUCACACACAAACACUUACACACUCACACUCUCACACACAAAUCACACAAUUAAAUUUGUCACAACAAUUAAAGCAUAAUGGAAAGAGCUAAUUAACAGACGAACAAUAAUAAUCAAUCAUAUUCAUUUAAAUCAAAUCAAUGGGCGCAAAGUUAUUAACCAAAAAGAGAUCAUCAAUAAACUACUGAAGGAAAACAAUCAGAAAGCUCAUUAAAUUGAUCCAAUGAACCUGAUUCAACUUAUAUCAUUUAAUUGUCGUAACAAUGGCUCACAACAAUUUAAUAAUCAUCAGCAUUUUAAUUUAUGCAUGAUAUCAACUCUACACAUUUCUAAUCUUAAUCAGAUUGAUUAUAUUGAUUAGUCAAUGGAAAAGCUUCUGAUUUGAUGUUUCUAAUAGUUGAUGAAGGAAAACUGGUCUAUGAUGUAUUGAAAAUUGUCCAACAAUUAGCCGAUUAGUUAAUCAUAUAAAUGAUAAAUCGAAAGAUAAAUUGUAACAAUUAACCGUUAGAGGUUAACUAACAAGUGUAAGUUGAUAUUUAACUAAUUAAUACAUAGUAAGAGCUCAUUACCUUGACUCUUAUUUGUGUCUUAGACCAAAACAAUUAACUAAUCAGUAACAAUCAAAACAUUAUGAUAUAUAAAUAAGAUUAUAUUUAAGUUAUUAAUUGAACUAAAUCAGUGAUCUUUUAAUUUUGUUUAAAUUGAUAUUCUUUAAUUUAGAAACACAAAGCUUAUAAUUAACUCUUUUUCUAUUAAAAUCUUUGGUACAAUUUAACUUUUAGCUCUUGUCAGAUUCUAGAUUUUUUGAUUAUGAUUAUGAUUAUUGUGUAAAUUGAUAUGGAAGAGAAAUUAAAACAAUUAAGAAUAACUUUUUCUUGUGUACAAUUUAUUUUAUUGUUAUUCCAUCAAUUGGAUUGAUUCAUUUUCCAA